GUUAUAUUUUGGGACAGGACGCACUAAAUGAUGCCGCAAUGGUCAGGUAAAAAAAAGUAGGAGGUUUUUGUGCAAACUCACUAUGGAGGGAACUCUGAUUUAUUCAUGCUGCAAAUAAAGUCAGUCAAAGGAAAUUGCAUUCACAUUUUCCUCAGUAAUAAAAAUAAUUAUGUGUCUGGUGAUGUCAAAUUUGAAAUCAGCCUAGUGACGUUUAAAAUAAAAUCUUUACCUCAUGGGCUUAGUACUGAAACGCAUACAGAAAUAGCUGGACGUGUUUUUUUCUGCAAGUAAACAGAAAGGAAAGUGACAGAGGCUACAGAUAUUUUGCAGACAGUGAGCAUGAAUGGAAAGGAGGCAAAGCGUCGCCUCUGAAAGGUCCGCGCAAAGUGCAGGAGAGUGGAGACCCAUUGCAGCUGCGCCAACAAAGAAUUUAGAUUCAUUUAGCUGAAAAUCUGAAUGAAUUCUGUCAUUCUUCAAGUCUACCUUGUUAAAAAUUAAUACCAAACAUAAAACAAGAACCUCAAUAUGCAAUAAGUCCUUGUGAGAAACUCUGAAUGUGACAUUUUUCUUUUUUAGUUGGAUCUCUUUGGAAUGCACUGAUAGUUUAUAUUUGAUUACUCUCCUAAUUUGUUUACCAAGAUAAGUGAAUUUUUAAAUUCCAGAACAGGCAACUUAAACAGCUGCUUCUUUAUUUCUGGGUAAAUGUGCGCAAAUAAAUCUAAUAAGCACAGUCUGGUGUGAGAUCUCUUGCUGCUGACUUGGGAAACCAGACACAGACUUUUUAAGAGCUAAGAUCUUUUCUUUUUUCUUUAUCCUCACAAAAAAUAAUAAUAAAAAAAAGCCAAAUACUUUGCCUAAGUUGAGAAAAUGUUGUUGAUCAGACUACUGGCUAUCUUCCUCGUCUUCAUCACUAACACGUGGCUGCUCAACCCGGUUCGCUCCGAUGCACUCAGCCGGUACAAACGCGCCAUGGCCCGGCGGGCAGACCGUGAGCUCCCCAGGAUAGCAGGUGAACCCUGCACUGUCUCCGGCGUCUGGAGGUCCCGGCGGCAGCCCCGCUCCCUCUCCCCGUCCCAACACCGCCCUCCAGUGGCCCGUCCGAGGACACACACGAGCCAGAGAGAGCUGUACACUGUUAAGAGCGCUCCUGCGGUUUGUGCAGGAGGGUGCGGGCUUGACACCGGGGUGCACCGGGUCGCUCCAGCGGGGGAGGAGAGGGGAAGCUGGGGUGACACACAAGAUGUGGCGGUGGGAGCGGGCGACGGAUAUGAUGACUUGUCUGGACGGGUCUAUGAGCAACAUUCGCCGAAUGACAGGAGAGACAAAAAUUAUGCCAACGAAGACGCCACACAGCCGCCCGGGAAGUCUUCACUUAAAGACGCCGGGCGAAGCGUCUCUCCCUCUGGCCACGCGCAGUCCUCACGCGGCUCCCGCUUCAGGUUUCCACGCAGCCUCGUCGUAGUCCCUUACGAGGAAGAAAACAACUCCAGCUGGGAGAAAGUUUUACCCGACAGCUCAACAGAUUCCAAGGGGCUCCAGAUUCUCCGCAGACUGCAACAGGGAGAUGGGGACCAGCGGACUUCGACCGGGACCCCGGAGUACGGUAACGGCGACUAUUCCGGUGAGGUAGAAGAGGCGGAUCCGCCCGCGAGCCUGCCCGUCGGCAGCUCUUCUCCAUGGGGGAGCCCCGUGCCAAGGGUGCCCCCUUCUUGGAUGACCGCCCUGUACUUCAGCGGGCGCCGGGAGCAGCUGAAGGUGAAGCCGGCUGCAGGGGUGGAGCUGCCGAGGGCCAAGUUCAGCCUGGAGCUGUGGGUGAAGCCCGAAGGAGGGCAGAGCAACCCGGCGGUCAUAGCAGGUGUAUUUGACAACUGUUCCCAUUCAUUGAGUGAGAAGGGCUGGUCGGUAGGCAUUCGUACUGUGGAAUCUGCGGGCGCCAAAGACGCACGGUUCUACUUCACGCUUCGUACAGACCGAGCCGUGAAAUCCACCACUGUCUAUAGCCACCAGCGGUACCGAGCCAAUGCCUGGACUCACCUCAUGGCCACUUACAACGGUCACAACAUGACCCUGUAUGUUGAUGGAGCUAAGGUGGGAGAAAGCAAUCUCCAGUUGGGUAAUCUCCACAGCCCCUUCAUGAAGACCUGCAGAACCCUCUUCCUCGGCAGUAACCAAUCAGAGCAGGGACACAGCUUUAGGGGCCAUAUAGGGGGUGUGGUCUUGUGGGGCUACGCCCGCUCUCACAAGGACCUGCUGAAGCGACCACUCCAAAUUGAUAAGAGCGAGCCUGUCCUGGCGAUGUGGGCUGACUUCACUAAUGUGGAACAGUUGUGGACUCCACACAAAGUUGGCCUCCAUCCGACCAUCAUCACCACUCCUGUCCCUGAACAAGAGCUUGUCUCCUCUUUCCUGCCACCACCCUGUGGCCUGACGCACUGUGACAACACUGACAUCAUCCUUGGCUACAACAACAACUGGCAGCUCCGUGGUCCCAAACGAGUUCGCUACAGGAUUGUCAACCUCUCCAAUGAUGAUGGAGGGGACCCAACCGUGUCACAAGACCAGAUCCAGCUCCAGCACCAUGCCCUGACUGAGGCCUUUCGUCCGUACAACAUCACCUUAGAUCUGAGCAUACACACCGUCAGAAACUCUAGCCUCCGACAGCGGUUUAUUCUCAGCAACUGUCGAAUUGGAAAGAUUGGGAACCGCCAAUGUGAUCCUGAGUGUGACCACCCAAGGACAGGCCAUGAUGGGGGGGACUGCCUCCGACUGGGGCCCUGCUACAACUGGAAGAGACAGGAUGGGGUUUGUAACAUGGAGUGCAACAGUAUACACUAUGACUAUGAUGAUGGAGACUGCUGUGACCCGGAGGUUACGGACGUCCUCAAGACCUGCUUUGAUCCUGAGUCACCUGACAGGGCCUAUAUGAGUGUGAAGGAGCUGAAGGAGGAGCUACACCUGAGUGGCACUGACACACUCAAUGUUUUCUUUGCAAGCAACUCGAUGCGUGAAGAGCUGGCUGGAGCUGCAACCUGGCCGUGGGCAAAGGAGGCUCUCACUCAUCAAGGCGGGAUGGUGCUCAACCCAUCAUACUUUGGUACAGUUGGUCACCACAACACUAUGAUCCAUGAGAUGGGUCACAUCUUUGGACUGUACCAUGUCUUCAAGGGGGUGAGCGAGCGGGAAUCCUGUGAUGACCCAUGUCAGGAGACCACCCCAUCCAUGGAGACAGGAGAUCUGUGUGCUGACACUGCCCCAACACCCAAAUCCAAGGUCUGCCAUGAUCCCGGAGCUGUCAACGACACCUGUGGAGUCACCACGUACCAGGACACACCUUAUAACAAUUACAUGAGUUACACAGAUGACAACUGCACCAACCAUUUCACUCCCAACCAAGUGGCCAGGAUGCACUGUUACCUGGACUUGUUCUACCAAAACUGGCUGAUGGAACGUCAACCUACCCCCAUCCCUCUGGCCCCCAUAGUGACUGACCAGAGCCCAGAUUCUGUCUCUAUCUAUUGGCUGCCACCUGUAAGGGGACCACUCUAUCAAAGUUCCUCCUUCCAUGUGUCUGGUGUCAGCUGUGGAGAGUGUGAGAAAGACGGCGUUUUCCACCAGUACGCCUACGAGGCUUCCUCACCUCGCAUCUGUGACACGUCAGGCUACUGGACACCUGAGGAGGCCGUCGGCCCACCUGAUGUGGAGCAGCCGUGUGAUCCCAGUCUCCAGGCGUGGAGUCCUGAGCUCAGCCUUUAUGACACCAAUGUGACAUCACCAUGUCCCGACACAGAGGGCUGCACCCUCACACUGAGAUUUCUCUACCCCAUUGUCCCACACGCACUAACCCUCUGGGUCACCUACAUCUCUACAAAUAACCCAGCCAUAGCCAACGUAGAGCUCAUCACAGAAUCGGAGAAAACCAUUAACCUUGGACCCCAGCACGUCUUCUGUGACAUGCCCCUCACCUUGCGCCUCAACACCCACAACGUCGCCAUCGCCGCCAUAAAGCUCUGCACCUUCGAUGAGAAGAUGGAGAUUGAUGCUGCCAUGUUGUCUUCAGGCCCCGGCAGCCCUCUGUGCUCCGGCUGCCAACCUCUGCUGUAUCGGAUUCACCGGCAGCCGCCCUUCACCAGCAAAGCCCCGUCACCUCAGACCCAGCAGACAUUCACUGACAGCUCUGUAAAGCGGGGAGUAAAGUACCAGUACACGAUCCAGGUGGAGGCAAACGGUCUUCUCAGUGAUCCCUCCCCAACUCUCCUCUACACCAAUGGGCAGUCCUACUGCGGGGAUGGCCUCAUACAGGGGACAGAAGAGUGUGAUGACAAUAAUCUGUUGGAUGGUGACGGAUGCACUAAGAAGUGCCACAAGGAGGUGGGCUUCAACUGUAACGGUGAACCCAGUCAGUGUUAUGUUUUUGACGGUGACGGUGUCUGUGAGGAGUUUGAGCGGGGCUCCAGUGUUCAGGACUGUGGUUAUUUCACACCACUGGGCUACAUAGACCAGUGGGCAUCCACCGCCACAGCUUCUCACCAGGACCCCAACCUCUGCCCUGCCGACGCUGCCACCGGCGAGCCAUCACUCACCAAGCUUUGCAGGUACCAGCUCCUGGAGGUGAGUGACAACCCUCCCACCGACGCUUGGUUCCCUUGUACGGCCCUGUCCGACGCAAAUAAUGACCUGGAACAUUCGUUUUGGCUGAGGGUGGGAUUUGACCGUCCUGGAGUGGCAGCCUCUGUGAUGGUGUAUUUGGCUUCAGACGGGUCGUGGUCUGGGGAGCAGUGUCGGAGGACAGCCACCAUCCUCCUCUCUGAUAUUACUGGCAGGAACCACUCACUAGGCACACAUGACCUCUCAUGCCUUCGGAACCCGUUGGUGGUGAACGUGACUCAUGACCUCUCUCGACCCUUCUUCCUCACGACCUCUGUCAUCCUCCUUUUCUCCUCCCCCACUGUGGCAGUAGGGGGCAUCACCCUGAGGACCUCCUGCCACUUCAGCACCUUCGCCCUGACCGGCUGUUUGCGGCAGCCGUGUCAGACGGAAACCUGCAAUCCUCCCCAGAUAGAGCACGCCUCUGUCAGGUGUACAGGAGGAGGGGAGUCCUCUCACUGCUCUGUUCAGUGUCACCGUGGUUUCAGUAUAACUGUCGUCAACGGCCGGGGAAUUCCACCCCACAAGAGACAGACAGCGCUGGAGUGUUUCCAUGGAUCAUGGGAUCGUGUAGUUAGCUGUCAGCCUGUAGACUGCGGCCUGCCUGAUCAGGCUCAUGUCUACCAUGCCAUAUUCAGCUGCCCCUCGGGAACCACCUUUGGUAAACAGUGUUCCUUCACCUGUGGAUCACCAGCCAUACUACAAGGUGACAGUGACAGUUUGGUGUGUUUGGAGGACGGGCUGUGGUCUUUCCCGGAGGCCUACUGCAAAAUAGAGUGUCCAGAGGUUCCAAACAUACCCACUGCCAAGCUGCUAACAGCAGACUGCAGGGCCUCAGGGCAUGAUGUUGGUUCUGUCUGCCGUUACAAAUGCAACCCAGGCUUCUAUGUAAUAGGGAGCCUCAAAAAGAAGACACCAAGGAAAUACUUCAAGUUGGAGUGCCUGGAGGGGGGACAGUGGGAGGAAACUGGCUGUGAGCCGAUAUCCUGCCCAGCUCUACCUGACGUAUUCCAGGGCAUGUAUACCUGCACCAAUGGCCUGUACUACGACAGCAUCUGUACCCUACGGUGCCCAAACACAAAAGAAAAUAGUGUGAUUCGCUGCACUAAGGACGGUAAAUGGACAGCACAGUUCAACAUGUGUUCCAGGCUCCAGGGAUCCUGUUCUGCUCCUCCUGAUCUCAACUCCGUAGAGUACAGCUGCGAUCAGGGGAUGGAUGUCGGUGCUGUUUGCUACCCAACGUGCAUUGUGGCUUUGGACAUGGAUCUGCGUGACCCAGUGGUUCUGCCCAAUGGCACUACAGCUGACUCCUUAAAGCACUGGAUGCUGCCCACCAAAGUCCAGAGUAUAGUCUGCACAGGGAUGAUGAAGUGGUACCCUGACCCUCAGCACAUCCAUUGCAUCCAGUCAUGUGAGCCUUUUGGAGGGGAUGGCUGGUGUGACACCAUCAACAACCGGGCUUACUGCCAGUAUGACGGAGGAGACUGCUGCCCGUCCACACUCUCCACCAGAAAGGUCAUUCAGUUUGGGGCGGACUGCAAUCAGGAUGAGUGCACUUGCCGUGAUCCGGACGCUGAGGAGAAUAAGAGCAAAGCCAAGCACUUGGAAGGAGGAGGAGGAGGAGGA
Messenger RNA from Thunnus maccoyii (southern bluefin tuna), 6270 nucleotides. It is a transcript of the gene pappa2, whose product is annotated as pappalysin 2. The record is from RefSeq and is a predicted model, not a curated record. Gene Ontology annotation, molecular function: protein binding; metallopeptidase activity. The transcript is spliced from 27 exons. NCBI's taxonomy places the organism in Eukaryota, Metazoa, Chordata, Actinopteri, Scombriformes, Scombridae. The annotation marks the transcript as partial.